CGCUCUGCUUUGCCGUGUCGCGUUCGCUGCUGCUGACUUGCCUGGUGCCCGUGGUGCUGCUGGCCCUGCGCUACUACUACAGCCGGAAGGUGAUCCUGGCCUACCUGGACUGCGCGCUGCACACGGACAUGGCCGACAUCGAGCAGUACUACAUGAAGCCGCCUGGCUCCUGCUUCUGGGUGGCUGUGCUGGACGGCAACGUGGUGGGCAUCGUGGGCGCGCGUGCCCACGAGGAGGACAACACGGUGGAGCUGCUGCGCAUGUCUGUGGACUCCCGCUUCCGCGGCAAGGGCAUCGCCAAGGCGCUGGGCCGGAAGGUGCUGGAGUUUGCGGUAGUGCACAACUACUCUGCGGUUGUACUGGGCACCACGGCCGUCAAGGUGGCCGCCCACAAGCUCUACGAGUCCCUGGGCUUCAGACACAUGGGCGCGAGCGACCACUACGUGCUGCCUGGCAUGACCCUCUCGCUGGCCGAGCGCCUCUUCUUCCAGGUCCGCUACCACCGCUACCGCCUGCAGCUGCGUGAGGAGUGAGGGUCGCUGCCCGCCUGCCGCCCCAUCUGCCCCCUUCCACUUGCGCCCACCCGUCCGCCUGCCCGCCGCCCGGCGCGGCCCUGCUUCCAGACGCUCACCUUGGCGUUUGUGUCGGGUUUUCUCCUUCAACAUCGUGCGGUUAUCUGGCUGUUCCUGGGGGGGUGGGGCUGUUGCUCACCUGCGACGUGGUGGGGUGGGGUCCGCAGCUACGGCGCCCACCCCCCGUCCUCCCAGCCUUGGGAAGCGGAGCUGUGGACCCCCAGACUGCCCACCCAGCCACUACCUGCCUCUGUCUGGAAGGCCUCACCUCGCCCAUUAAGCACAGAAGCUCUGCCCAAAUCCUCCGGGGAGCAGGCCCCGGCCCCCCGGCCAGGCAGUGGCUCGGCCGUCGUCCCUGAAGUGUGGCCCAGGCCGGCCGGCUGCUGUCCCGAGGGAGACCGAGCUGGCCACAGGCUCCGUGCUGCUCUGUGCAUGUUGAGGACAUGGCCUGGCUGCCGCAUGCCGCAUGCCACAGUCCCCACCCUGCUGCCCUGUGGACGGGACCCAGGCUUGUGGGCACUGCCCGGCCUGUGUGCCCUUCAGGGGCCUGGCCUGGGCCCGCCCACCUGCUCCACCCACUCCCGCUUUGCUUUGAUACCACAUCGCCUCUGUCCUCUGGUGCCUGCGUCCUGUGCCUGGGCUUGGCUGACUUGGUGCGGCACCCAGGUGUGGUUCCUGUAGCGACCUACCUUAUAUAUCGUGGCGGGGGGCCCCCGACACCUGUUCCGCAGCUGCUGCUAGAUCAGGUGUCCUCUCCCAGCUGCCUGUGGCCCCUGUCCCGCUGUCCACCGGGGUCCACCCUGUGACUCUCACUAGCCCAGGCUGCUGCCGGCGAUGCCCAGACACAGCUUCUCCCAGCCUGAAACGACCCGUUUUCUAAUAAGUUACUUAGACAGAAUAGCACUCUGCAUGACUUUAAUUCUUGGGACAGAAUGGUAGUUCGUACCUUCAGACACACACAUGCGUGUGGUGCUAGUGUAAGCACUGUUUCUGGCCCCGUUGGUGGGGGUGGGUGGCCGGUGGGUGGAGGGCUUCACAGUGAGAUCUGGAGGGAGACCCUGACCUAGUGUAAUCCCCACCCUCCAGAGAACAUUCCUGGAUGGUAAGGAAGCUCCGGGCUGCCCCUUCCAGCCCUGGUCUGCAGGACUGAGGGGACAGGGUGAGUCCCACAGCCCUGAGGGGAGCUGGGCACUGCCAAGGUAGGGGAGCAGGACCUGCUGUCCCUUGUGGCCAGCUUGACUGACGGUGGCUGGGCAGGGAGAGGAGAGCAGGACUGCAGUGACCAUUGGCCAGUGGAGCCUGUGCCUGGCCCUAUAUGAGUGGGCCACCCAGAGCCCUUAGUGUGGGGCUUGAGGGGUUGGGGGAGUGGCAGGCAGGGUGGCCACAGAACUGGUCCCUUAGCAAGGCUCUUGAGGAGCAAACGGAUUGGCAGCCCAGCCCAGCGCUCCAGGGGCCUUUCUGUCCUGUUAGCAGUUGAGGCACUUGCAGAGCACUGUACAGACCCCGCUGUCCCCUGUACAUUCCUCCCUGGUGGUGCCCGGUCCCCUCGGGGGUGGGAGUUUUGUAGACUGUACAGAAAUUGGCACCCUAUUUUCUUGCAGCUCUCAGAUUUUGUUAAUCUGGAUUAUACAGACAGACGUAAAGUGUUUUAGCAAAAUGGAAAACAAACAGUCGUGCCUUCUUUUUCUGUUUGGUUUGGUGUUGGCUUGGGCUGGUGGCAGUGUCUGGUUGGUGGGCAGCUCUGGCCAGCGAGGCUUCUCUCCCUGUGCCUUCGGAGCCUGCAGUUGCUGGGCUUGGGGGUAUGGAGUGGAGGCAGAGCCCAGGUGCCCUUAAGUUGACCUAGGGCUGGCUCAUGGCAGACCGCACUGCUGGGGCUCAGAGGGACUGGGUGGGGCUCAGAGGUGGCCCUCUGGCCACUGCCACCUCUCUGCCCAGGGACUCUCCCAGCUACAUGGCCCCAUGGGUCCAUGGAGGGAUGCUUGCUGGCCCUCGACUGUCCUUUGCCACCCUUCCGUUGCUGCUGGGAUUGAGCCAAGAUGCCAGGAGCAGGCUGGCAGGGUGUGCUUCAGCCCUCAUAGGCUGGUGGGCAGACCUCCUGCUCCUGGAGUUGCAGGCUGGGUCUGCUGGUGCCCCUGCUCAUCCCAGCCCUCCACAGCCCUCAGCUUGAGCGAUAAUUGCUCCGCAGUUGUGCACUGACGUGAAUUUUAUACAUUUGUGGAAACUGCUGUGUCUUCUACCUCUGUGGAGGCCCUCUGGGCUCACUGCCCAGUGUCCAGUGCGGUUCCUCUGAGUUUGCCAGCCCACUGCUGCCUCCCCGGGUCUCUGCCCCCUUGGUGGCCUGGCAAGGUCCAGGGAGGUCAGUCUGGGGCCCCAGGAUUGCUGUUGUUUGUUUGCAGGCCUCCUGUUGUGGAGCAGGGAGGGUGCACACUGGGGCGGUUUCCAGGUCACCUUGCUGAGCUUGUGCUGCAGGCUGGGGAGCAGCUGCUGGGUGUCCCCUGGCAGCGCCCCGCUGGGCCUGCAUCUUUGCAGAUGGCCAGCCCCUGUGGCGGGUGGCCAGGAAGUUGGCAUACCUGUGCUGAGGCCCUGUGUGGUUGGCCCCUCAGUGCAGGAAGGUUGAGCCCUUGUGGCCAUGGCAGCCUCUCUCCAAUCCUGCACCUACUUCCAUGCCCAGAGGCUGAGAUGUCUGCAGAUGGUGAGGCUGAGGGAGUGGACAGCUGGCCCCAAAGUAGCAGACAGCAGCCUGGAGAGCACAGGGCCGUGGCAGCCCAUUCUCAGAUGACAGGCAUCCCCAAGCCCUAGAGGGGAGGAGCUUCCAGGCCACUGACAGGACCUGAGACGCUCUGAGCCAUGGGCCUGGCUUUGAGAACCUCACCACCUAUGCCACCUGUACUGCCUUCCCCUGCCCGUGUGGGGUGGCCGAGCCCACGCCCUCCCUGGAGCUGGCUUCCGGGGCUGUGCACGUGGCCAGAUCUGUUUCUGGACUUUGCUGUUGUGUGGGCUUCUUGGGUAAUUGGUGGCUUCCAGGGCUGGGGGAUGUGUGGGCACCCCAGGGCCACCUUCCUGUCUGUGCCCAAGGGGCAGCCAGAAAGCGUGAACCCCAGAGCCCAGGGGCUGCUGCUUGCCCAUCUUGGUGAGUGUGGCCGGGCCAUUUGCUGUCUGCACACUCCGAAGGAUGUGCCAGGCCUGGUUUGGGGCUCCUCCCGGCUGCUGGGGUUGAGUCCAGGGUGGGGUGUGGGGCUGGCCCUGGAAUAAACUGCCGCAUGGCACGACAUCCAUGGAGCACGGCAGCACAGCCUGCCAGAGCUGCCCGGGCGCGGGGGGAGGCUGAGCCCUGACUUAGCACCGUUGGAUGUAUUUUUUUAAACAGCAAUAAUUAGCCAUUUUAAGGAAGGGGUGUACCAACAUGCAUGUGUGUGCGUGCGUGUGUGUGUGUGUGUGUGUGUGUGUGCCUGUGUAGUGCACCUGUGUCUGAGCAUCUGUGGAUAUGUGUGUGUGUAUAUAUGAGCGUCUACACAUGUGUACGCAUGUGUGUAGACAGCUGCAUGUGUGUGCAUGUGUGUAUGAGUGUGCACAUAUAUACAUGUGUAAGUAUGUGUGUGUACAAGCACUACACGCGUGAGCCUGUGGGUGAGCAUGUCUGUGUGUGUGGCUGUGAACAUGGGUUUGUCCACGAGUGUGUGUGCACAGGCUGUGAGGGGCGGGCGAGGGAGCGCUUCCUGCUCAGGAGGCGCUCUGUGGUGGGAAGCAGGCUCCUGGGCUCCCCGGGCGGGGCGGCUCCACGUGAGCGUUCCCCAGCCCCUCCUGUUGGGUGGUGAGCCUCGUCCACCUCCCUCUGGGCCGUGGCAAGGUGGGGACAGGAGCCCCAUGGACAGGAGCCCCAUGGACGGACGCUGGCCGGCUUUGGUGGAGGGUGCGUGGUGCUGGGGGUCUCCCUGCGGUCGCGUGUCCCUGAGCUGUGCUGUGAGCCCAGGGCAGGGCGGGUGUCCUGCGGCCCGGGAUGUGCCAAAGCAGCCCUGAGGGCCGGUGUCAGGCUGAGUCCCGAGGAGACAGGCUGGGCCCAGUGGGUGUGUGCCGGCCUGCGUGGCCCCCAAUGCUGCUGUUUUUCAAUAAAAUCAGAGUUGAAGGAA
Molecule: messenger RNA, 4699 nt
Organism: Chinchilla lanigera (long-tailed chinchilla)
Lineage: Eukaryota; Metazoa; Chordata; Mammalia; Rodentia; Chinchillidae
Gene: Aspnat
Product: N-acetyltransferase 8-like (GCN5-related, putative)
Cellular component (GO): mitochondrial membrane
Molecular function (GO): L-aspartate N-acetyltransferase activity
Source: RefSeq, a predicted model, not a curated record